UUAUCACAAAUCCACAAACAUCGAACAGCUCCCAGUUGCGAGCUUCGAACAGCUCAGCAUCAGUAUGCUUGCACUGCUGGAAUAUGAGAAACACUGAAAUCUUGGUACUGGCCGUGCCUUUGGCUGCCUGCUCAGUAGUUGUGAUGGGUGCGGUAGGGGACAGCCUGCUGGAGCAACCGUGUGGCACUGUGCCGAUUCGCAAAUUCAAAAUUGUCGGAGGUCACGACGCCCACGUAGCCAGCACUCCUUGGAUGGCCAUGGUCACGGGGCAAGCGGGUUUCCUUUGCGGGGGCUCACUGAUCGCAAGUCGCUUCAUACUGACGGCUGCACAUUGUGUGGGUAACAAAAAACUAAAGGUCCGCCUUGGCGUACUCGACCAAGAAGCAGAAGCACAGGAGUUCGAUGUUGAUGGCAUGUUUCUCCAUACUGGUAGUGAGCUUGGCAAACACGAUAUAGCUCUGUUAAGACUGGCCAAGCCAGUGCAAUAUGAUGAUAAUAUCAGUCCGAUUUGCUUGCUUCUGGACCCGCUGUUUAAGGACUUGGAUGAGCACAUUGUCAAGUUCAGAACCUACGGCUGGGGCCAAACCCAAUCUAAGGACUCCAGUCGCAUGCUCCAGAAAACCUCGCUCUUCAACCUCCGCCGAACUGAGUGCACGAAGCAGUUUCCGUACCAGGAAAUCGAUCGGAGUCAUAUCUGCGCGGAACGGGCUGGUGCCAGCACUUGUAGUGGCGAUUCCGGUGGUCCUCUGACCGCCAUCGUCACCUAUGGUCAUGUCCCAACGGUGUUCCAGUUUGGAGUCACAAGCUACGGUGCUGAAAACUGCUCCAAAGCCACUGUCUUCACCAACGUAAUGGCCCAUUUGGAGUGGAUCGUUAAUACCGUUCGCGUAUCAGGGAAUUUCUAAUGUCAAACCUUUGAAGAAUCGAAAGCGAACUAAAGUUGAGCUAAUAAAUCCGGAGAA
This is a messenger RNA of Drosophila erecta, 962 nucleotides long. Its product is annotated as serine protease easter. The transcript has 4 exons. Gene Ontology annotation, biological process: proteolysis. Bases 84 to 905 code for a protein of 273 amino acids. Lineage: Eukaryota; Metazoa; Arthropoda; Insecta; Diptera; Drosophilidae. The record is from RefSeq and is a predicted model, not a curated record. Gene Ontology annotation, molecular function: serine-type endopeptidase activity.